CAUUCAAAAUCUCUUGAUAUUGGUUGGGCUUCUCGAAAAGGGCGGGAUGUGACUGAAAUUGAAUGAUCGCAACAACUAAGACAACUGACAGCUUGUUCCUUACAUGUAUGGUGGAAGGUAUAGUAUUGCUGGCGGAUGGUUGGCAAGCCUAUUGGCAUGCCUUCCACAGUCUGCGUCUCUCCACCUAGUGGAGCGGCGGAAUAAAAUUGCAAAUAAGUGUUGAUUUUAAAGAUCAGAAAACAAUAAUGUAGGCACCCAAGGGAGAAAAUCUGUCAAAACAGAUUCCAAAGAUUCCCAAACAAGGGAACAAAACGCUGUUCAAAGCAAAGUUCCACAGAAGCUUUACGGUUGCAGACGAACCGAAAAGCCCAUCAUGUGCUUAUUGCACCAGCAAACAUCUGUCUGACAGAUGUGGGAUCAUCAAAGAUCCGAAAGCCCGAAAAGCUCACCUGGAGAAUAACAAUCGAUGUCUGCUCUGCCUCAAGAAGAAAGAAGAACUCCACGAGUGCCAGAAGAAGAGAUGUCACUACUGUCACAGGACAAAUCACCACUCAUCUUGGUGUCUUCAAGCUCCACUAUCAGAUGUCCACUAAUUGCCGGGGAGUGUUUGCAACGUACCUUUAUCAACCCAUUUUCCCCCGCCUUCACUGUUUUCUAAUGUCAUAUUGCUCUUUCCACUUUCUCCAUCUCUCUCACCAAUGUGUGACCUCUUGA
Caenorhabditis elegans is the source of this 714-nucleotide messenger RNA. The record is from the annotation of a RefSeq genome assembly. NCBI's taxonomy places the organism in Eukaryota, Metazoa, Nematoda, Chromadorea, Rhabditida, Rhabditidae.